AAUCAUGUUACGUAACCAGCUGGUUGUUGGCAAGAGCUCGAAGAAGUCCAUCGCGGAUGGGCACGUAAUAUUUACAUUUAAUUAAUAAAAAGUAAAAAUCUUCUCCAAACCCGGCAACAACAAUGGCACUUUUUCAAAUGAAGUGGCUGCGGCGUUGGGUGCGUCGCAACACAAACCCAAUACCAGAGGAUAGUGCAGAGCUUUGGAAGCGGCGUUUGAGUGUUGCGUAUGCGCUACUCGCCUGGAACGCAUUCGGUUUCGUUUGCUACAUGGCCUACACCGGGCGUAACGAUUGGGCCAAAUAUUAUGGUUAUAAAAGCGAAGAGGAGGCAAAGUUGUCACCUGCACAACAAUUUGCAACAAAGCUGAACGUCGACAGAGGAAAAAUUGUACGAUUCUCAGGAUUUACGCGCGUUGGAGAGGUGGAAUUCGAUAAUAAAUCUGAUAAAGUGGAAUAGCAUAAGCCUUGUUUUUUAUAUUAGAGGUAUUGUUUUGAAUUUGCAAAGUGGAUUAAUUGAAAAAUGCACUGCACGAUUCUCAUCGAA
Rhagoletis pomonella (apple maggot) is the source of this 545-nucleotide messenger RNA. RefSeq lists its product as uncharacterized. The record is from RefSeq and is a predicted model, not a curated record. The transcript has a single exon. The coding region runs from base 123 to 458 and encodes 111 amino acids. NCBI's taxonomy places the organism in Eukaryota, Metazoa, Arthropoda, Insecta, Diptera, Tephritidae.